CCCGCUGUACCUGUGUAAUGCCAGUGAUGACGACAACCUGGAGCCUGGAUUCAUCAGCAUCGUCAAGCUGGAGAGUCCUCGACGAGCUCCGCGCCCCUGCCUGUCACUGGCCAGUAAGGCCCGAAUGGCUGGCGAGCGGGGAGCCAGUGCAGUGCUCUUUGACAUCACCGAGGACCGAUCAGCUGCUGAGCAGCUGCAGCAGCCUCUGGGGUUGACUUGGCCAGUGGUGCUGAUCUGGGGUAAUGAUGCCGAGAAGCUGAUGGAGUUUGUGUACAAGAAUCGGAAGGCCCAUGUGAGGAUUGAGCUGAAGGAGCCCCCAGCCUGGCCAGACUAUGACGUGUGGAUCCUCCUGACUGUGGUGGGCACCAUCUUUGUCAUCAUCCUGGCUUCAGUGCUGCGCAUCAGGUGUCGCCCACACCACAGCAGACCGGACCCUCUUCAGCAACGGACAGCCUGGGCCAUCAGCCAGCUGGCUACCAGGAGGUACCAAGCCAGCUGUAGGCGGGCUCGAGCUGAGUGGCCAGACUCAGGGAGCAGUUGCAGCUCAGCCCCCAUGUGUGCCAUCUGCCUGGAGGAGUUCUCAGAGGGGCAGGAGCUCCGGGUCAUUUCCUGCCUCCAUGAGUUCCAUCGAACCUGUGUGGACCCCUGGCUAUACCAGCAUCGGACUUGCCCCCUCUGCAUGUUCAACAUCGUAGAGGGAGAUUCAUUUUCCCAGGCCCUGGGAGCCUCUCCUACUUACCAGGAACCAGGCAGAAGACUCCACCUUAUUCGCCAGCAUCCUGGCCAUGCCCACUAUCAUCUCCCCUCUGCCUACCUGCUGGGCCCUUCCAGGAAUUCAGUGGCCCGGACCCCAAGACCUAGACCCUUCCUACCCUCCCAGGAGCCGAGUAUGGGCUCUCGGCAUCAACGCCUCCCUAGGGCUUCACACCUCCGGGCACCAGAAGAACAACAGCACCUGGCAGUAUCUCAGCACCCCUACGCAUCACGGGGCUGGGGGCUGAGCCACCUCCGAUGCACCUCUCAGCAUCCCACAGCUUGCCCAGGGGCCCUGCGCCGGGCCAGGCCUCAUGACAGCAGCGGGUCUGGAGAAAGCUACUGUACAGAGCGCAGUGGCUACUUGGCAGAUGGGCCAGCCAGUGACUCCAGCUCAGGGCCCUGUCAUGGCUCUUCCAGUGACUCGGUGGUCAACUGCACGGAUAUCAGUCUGCAGGGCAUCCAUGGCAGCAGUUCUACUUUCCGCAGCUCCCUGAGCAGUGACUUUGACCCCUUGGUAUACUGCAGCCCUGAAGGGGAUCUCCAAGGGAAAGGAAUGCAACCUAGUCUGACCUCUCGACCCCGUUCCCUGGACUCAGUGGUGCCCACAGGGGAGACUCGGGUUUCCAGCCACAUCCACUAUCACCGCCACCGCCACCACCACUACAAAAAGCGGUUCCAGUGGCAUGGCAGGAAGCCUGGCCCAGAAACUGGGGUCCCUCAGUCCAGGCCUACUGCCUCUCAGACUCAGCUGGAGCCAUCUUUGUCGGAGCACAAGUUCACCACACCCAACCCAGCAGCUUCUUCAAUGCUUCCCAACACACAACGGCCCAGGUCCCUUACAGAGUCAGCUCCUGGCCUAGCAGAAGCUGCCAGCCCCAGCCUCAGUCCCAACUCCAACACCAACGGUCUUUUGAACUUGCAGAAAUCCAGCCUCCCUGUCCGACACCCACAGAGAAAACGGCGGGGGGGGCCCUCAGAACCCUUGCCAACCUCUCGGCCUCAGGCCUUGACUGUGCACCCAGCAUGCCAGGUUUUUCCCCACUGUAGCCCCAGCCUAGCAUACCCUUGGCCCCCAGAGGCUCAUCCAUUGAUCUUCAGACCUCCAGGCCUGGAUAGGAGGCUGUUACAUGAAGCCCCAGGCCCCUGUUACUCGAGUUCACAGCCAGUGUGGUUGUAUCUGCCCCCCCGCCGGCCUCUGGGACCAUGCUCUCCUGGAGAGGGGCAUUCCGAGUGGAGUUCUGACACGCCAGAGGGCAGACCAUGCCCUUACCCACACUGCCAGGUGCUACCAGGCCAGCCUGGCUCAGAAGAGGAGCUCGAGGAGCUGUGUGAACAGGCUGUGUGAUGUGAAAUGAUCAGAUGUCGCUCCAACCAAGAGUGUGCUCCAGAUGACUCAGGGCUCUACCUGGCGCAGGGUUCUGUUCCAAGGAGAAGCAAGGGCCUUAGCAAGCAUCUCUGUUUGCCACACUUCCUGGGACCACUGGAAGAAGAGUGGUGAUGGUGGGUGGCAGGGGGGUGCUGUUUCCUGCCCCCUGCUCCCGGUCUUGUCUAUAGAACACACCCACUGUGCAGAAAGUCUUGUGUCCAGCCAGACCACCAACCACUAUGCAAUUGUGGGGUGGGUCCCUAAAGGCUGAGUUGUUGACAGGAAGCUAGAGUGAAUGUCUAGGUGUCCUCAAGGUGCUGCUCUUUCCCCAAGCCCAGCUGAGUCCCCUGCUGAGUCCCCUUUGCCCCUGGCUUCAGGUUCACACAAGUCAGUGGGUUCAGCUGAGUGCAUGGCCACUUCUCCUCUCCUUUCAAGGGUCCACGGAGGCAACUUCAGCUUUAUCGUUUUCCUUCUUCACAAAAGAACAAGGAGAUUAGGUGAGCCUCUGUCCCUAGGAAGGUUUCUGCACUUUCUCUAGCCGAUGCCUGUCCUGGUGCUCAGGGAGGAGCAGUUCUUCCUCCCUGUUCUUACACUGAUUUUAAGUUGCAGGCUUCGGGAGCCAGGGUGUAGAGUUCUGUUCCAGAGGUGGGGACUUGGACAAACGUGGGGUGCAUCUUUUGAUUAUCAAACUCCUUGUCACUCCAGCAACUCCAGUUCCUCUGAGAGAGAACAGGAGAGAAUAACUACUCCUGCUCUCCUGUCUCUAAAUCCCGCAGCAGGCAGACAGGAAUCUCCACUAAACUUCAUCUGGGGAGGAUGAAAUGAAGGCAGGGAAAGCAAAAGUAGAGCUGGGCAAGGACAGAAUUCUUCUCGGAGAGAUUCUCAGAGCAAAGAUGGAGAAUAACAUGUGACUUCAAGGGUUUGCAGGGCCCAGACGCCCCCCCCCUUCCCAGUAUAAGCCAUACAAACCAACAACCCAACAGAAGGUGUGCGUGUGGAAUUGGAGCAACAAGUUGGCCUGGGCAGCUUGUACCAAGUAGGCAAGGGCUGAGGGGCCUCCUGAAGCUCUUCAUCCCAGGGCAUCCUCAACAUUGUUAGCCCCUCAGGCAUGGUCCUUGCCUGGAAUGUGAAUGUGGGGGCAAAAUGGGCACGGGAACCUUCUUGGGAACCUUCUCUCCUCAAAGUCAGUGGGGAGACUGUCACCCAGGCACCCACAUGGGUAUUUAUAUCUGAACCAGACAAAAAGAUGCUUGAAUCAGGCACUAUGUUGAGAAAUGUAUUUAUUUGCUAAUA
This is a messenger RNA of Cricetulus griseus (Chinese hamster), 3415 nucleotides long. The record is from RefSeq and is a predicted model, not a curated record. Lineage: Eukaryota; Metazoa; Chordata; Mammalia; Rodentia; Cricetidae.